AGUCGAUUGUUCGCCGUACGCACACAAACACACACACACGCGCGCAAGCGUACGUACGCGGAACACGUACACACCCGUGUACGCGCACACUUAUCUCCGCACUAUUUACAUUUCGCGCUGUCCUUAUCAGGAAUUCGCUGCUGCGCCGUUUCUGCUCGUCGUACCUACCUGCGCGCGUCGCAAUUUGACGUUUUGCCCGCCGUGUCCGCGUUCCCGUCACCGAACGCACCAUAUCGCGCGGUCAUUAAAUUUUCCGUCAACACCCGUUUACUGCUGCACUCGCGCGUCACCCUUCCGUUGCGUUUCCGGUGCUGUGACCACCACGUUCGCGUUCUCGCCCGUUUCCUUGUCCGGUGUUCAGGCCAUGUUCCGUAGCGACUGACGGCCGCGCCGCUGACGAGAAAACAAAACGAUAAAGGAACAAGUUCGCCGUCGUCCGACCCGUGACUCAUCGUAGCCCGUUGUUGGACGUCCGCUCGUAGCGCCGCCGCGCCCGGUGCCCGUGCCAUCUGCGUGCCGUGCCCGUCCUCGAGUCGUGUCCCGUUUCCGUUCGCCCGCAACCGGCAGUAACUGCUGUCCGUCUUCAUCACCGUCGUGUGUUCUUUCGCUCUUGCCGUGCUCAAAGGUGCUGACCGAAAAUGACUUCUUCUUCGCAGUACUCGUACAUAUUCAAGUACAUCAUAGUCGGAGACAUGGGUGUCGGUAAAUCGUGUUUGCUGCAUCAGUUCACCGAGCAAAAAUUCACCGCCGAUUGCCCCCACACAAUUGGAGUGGAGUUCGGAACGAGAAUCAUUGAGGUGUCUGGUAAAAAGAUAAAACUUCAGAUUUGGGACACAGCAGGACAAGAACGCUUCCGAGCUGUAACAAGGUCUUACUAUCGUGGAGCUGCUGGAGCGCUAAUGGUUUACGAUAUUACCAGACGUUCUUCGUACAACCAUUUGAGUAGUUGGUUGUCUGAUACUCGCAAUCUUACAAAUCCAGGAACUGUGAUUUAUUUAAUUGGAAAUAAGUUAGAUAUGGAAAGUAAUAGAGAUGUGUCUUAUGAAGAAGCCAAACAGUUUGCUGAUGAAAAUGGAUUAAUGUUUUUGGAAGCAAGUGCUAAAACUGGAGAAUAUGUCGAAGAUGCUUUUCUCAAGACUGCUCAGAUAAUUUAUGAGUGCAUCCAAGAUGGAAGAUUAGACUUAAAUGCUGCCGAUUCUGGAGUUCAACAGAAAAUCUUGCAGUGUGAAACUAAUCCCAAUGUAGAAAAAGAUAAAUCUUGUAUGCAAUGCUAAGAGAUCUACUGUAGGAUGGAAUCUUAAUCUUAUUAUAUAUUAUUUUAAUAAAUAAUAUGUGCUAUUUUUCUGUCAUAUAUUAUAAUAAUUUUCAUAACAUUCUUUAUUAGUAGUUAUAUAUUUUAUUGGUUUUAUUUAUAUUGAAUUGUACACAAAUACAUAUUCACCUACUUGAU
Molecule: messenger RNA, 1450 nt
Organism: Sipha flava (yellow sugarcane aphid)
Lineage: Eukaryota; Metazoa; Arthropoda; Insecta; Hemiptera; Aphididae
Product: ras-related protein Rab-14-like
Exons: 7
Coding region: 639-1274 (211 amino acids)
Cellular component (GO): Golgi apparatus
Molecular function (GO): GTPase activity; GTP binding
Source: RefSeq, a predicted model, not a curated record